AGCGAACGCUGCAUGCAUGCCACAUUAUGACCGAAGAAUAGAAUCUUCGGUCAACGCUGUAUGUGAAUGAUCGUAAACGAAAAAGUACGGUUGGAAUUAAAAGAGGCUCAAAAGUGUCCCAAGGGAGGAAGGAAGGAAGAAAAAAUAUCAUGUGAACGCUGAUAAAAUAGCUAUAAAAUGUCCACGGCAUUGAGUGGGAAGAACUUACUGCGUCCAACGGGACUACAGAGCAAAAAUUUACACGAAUAUCUGAAGACUAGGCCGGCAGAAACGUUGAAAAAACUUUACCACAACCCUCCAAUUUGCCUCGCCGUUUUUCGUGAACUCCCGGAGAUCGCUAGACAUUAUGUUAUGCGUUUAUUGUUUGUCGAACAACCUGUUCCACAGGCUGUCAUAGCCUCCUGGUGUUCUAAGCUACAUACAGAUGAGCACCAAAAAGUCGUCAAAAUUCUCAACGAGCUCAAUAUCUGGAGGGAAGCUUCGAUUCCCGGUGGGCUUCCAGGAUGGAUCUUGAACUCUACGUUAAAAAAAAACCUCAAGGUCGUUCUACUUGGAGGCGGCAAACCCUGGACCAUGUCAAGCCAGUUAGAAACCGACAACAAACCUCGUGACGUUACUUUCCUUGAUCAAUACGCCCUUGAAAGGUGGGAAUGCGUUCUGCACUACAUGGUUGGCUCCCAGCAGCAAGAAGGUAUAUCCGCCGAUGCAGUUCGAAUUUUACUACACGCUGGGUUGAUGAAACGAGAUGAGGACGAUGGCAGUCCAGUGAUAACUCAGGCUGGAUUCCAAUUUUUGCUUCUAGACACUGCGUCCCAGGUCUGGUACUUUAUCCUGCAAUAUUUAGACACCAUAGAAGCCAGAGGGCUGGACCUGGUUGACUGUUUGACGUUCCUAUUUCAGCUGAAUUUUUCUACAUUAGGUAAGGAUUACAGCACAGAAGGGAUGUCUGAGGGAUUACUGACGUUUCUGCAACACUUGAGAGAGUUUGGUCUUGUCUAUCAAAGAAAACGUAAGGCUGGCAGGUUCUAUCCAACAAGAUUGGCGUUGAAUAUUGCCACAGGUCAAAACAAGCCACUUUCCAGUGACCUUGAGAAGGAGGGAUACAUCAUUGUUGAAACAAACUACAGAGUCUACGCAUACACCAACUCGAAUCUUCAAGUUGCUUUACUGGGACUUUUCUGUGAAAUGCUUUACAGAUUUCCAAAUUUAGUUGUGUCCAUUUUGACAAGGGAUUCUGUUCGGCAAGCUCUAAAGAGUGGAAUCACAGCUGAACAAAUUGUCGGGUAUCUGCAGCAGCACGCGCAUCCCAAAAUGAUAGCGAUGGGACCACCCGUUUUACCACCUACAAUCGUAGACCAAAUAAAAUUGUGGGAAAAUGAAAGGAACCGAUUUGUCUUUGGAGAAGGUGUUCUUUACAGUCAGUUUUUAUCGCAGACUGACUUUGAAAUGCUUAGAGAUCACGCGCUGACGACGCAAGUUCUCAUCUGGCAAAGCGAUAGAAAACGAACGAUGGUCGUGACCAAGGCAGGGCACGAUGAUGUGAAAAAAUUCUGGAAGCGAUAUUCCAAAGGAGGCGCAUGACGCCAGGUUUUGAGUUGCUACUAGCUAGUUAUUUUUUAUAUGUAUUUAGCUACGAUUGAAUUCUCUGAAUUCUUUGUCGAUGAUAGAAUAAAAUAUUUGUAACAAA
This is a messenger RNA of Athalia rosae (coleseed sawfly), 1687 nucleotides long. RefSeq names its product general transcription factor IIH subunit 4 (gene mrn). The coding region runs from base 178 to 1581 and encodes 467 amino acids. Lineage: Eukaryota; Metazoa; Arthropoda; Insecta; Hymenoptera; Athaliidae. The transcript is spliced from 6 exons. The record is from RefSeq and is a predicted model, not a curated record. Gene Ontology annotation, cellular component: transcription factor TFIIH core complex; transcription factor TFIIH holo complex. Gene Ontology annotation, biological process: nucleotide-excision repair. Gene Ontology annotation, molecular function: double-stranded DNA binding; ATPase activator activity.